Messenger RNA from Trichoderma atroviride IMI 206040, 270 nucleotides. RefSeq lists its product as uncharacterized. Gene Ontology annotation, biological process: mitochondrial electron transport, ubiquinol to cytochrome c. The record is from RefSeq and is a predicted model, not a curated record. Lineage: Eukaryota; Fungi; Ascomycota; Sordariomycetes; Hypocreales; Hypocreaceae.
AUGGUCUCUCAAACUCCCUUCCGCGCUGCGGAAUUCAAGAGCGCUUUCGGCCCCAAAUACGCUUUCCAGCCCAACUUCAAGGGCAUUAGCGUCCAGUCCGCUACCCGAUACGGCUUCCGAUCUGCCACUAUCGGUGCCGGCCUCGGUAUGGCUCUGGUCCUCUUCGCCUCCAGCCUUCCUCGUUUCCGUGCCGACGUCCUCUCAAAAAUCCCUAUUAUCGGCAGCACCUGGGAGAAGAAGGAGAUUCACCCUGCUGACAACCCUUUCUAA